Chara braunii is the source of this 1325-nucleotide messenger RNA. The record is from the annotation of a GenBank genome assembly. NCBI's taxonomy places the organism in Eukaryota, Viridiplantae, Streptophyta, Charophyceae, Charales, Characeae.
GUGCGACUUGCGCCUGAGGUCUCUGGCAGUCGAUCGGCUCGCCCGAUCAUCCACCACGUGUCCUACCUCCGUCCCCUUCCUCCUUCUCCAUCUUCGCAUUCACCCGAUUCUUCCUCCACUGCGGGGGAAGGCGACGACCACCUCUCUCCUAUCUCUCCGUCUCCUUCCUGAUCUUUCUUUAUUACCCCGUCACCAUCGCCAUGAGCUUUGCAACAGAGCAAGUGAUUGGCGCGCGGCUUCUUACUCCGCGGGGGCGAAUCAGUGUCAUACGGCAGGUGCAGCGGCCCCAUCUCUACUUUGAUUUCCUCUGGUUUGCAGCUUUCUUCAGCACGGUGGCGAUCUACGUGGCGGCAGAGUUCCGAUUCACGGAAGAAGUAACUACUCGUGUUCUGGCCGAGAUCUCGGCCUUCCGACGGCUAUCCCCUCCCGGGAUUAGCCAUAUCGUUGUCGUCGUCGUCUUUACAGGAGAUAUAACAGCAAUUCCGCCAGCGAUUCACUCUGACAUCUAUCAGACGUUGCGUGCUUGGGCUAAGGAAUGCGCCACUAUUGAGCGAGGAGAAGUGGGACACGUGGUGGGAGGACUAUAUCGAGCUCGCUUUCUGCCUAUUGGAGAUAGAGUUCCGCUGGUAAGAAGCGGCCCCGUUCGGACAAGGACCAGAGCACUCAGAGGACAGCAUGGAGUUUCUGAUCAUCCAAGCCCGGAGAACGGCGGAGCAGGGCGAUCAGCUGGGAUUCGUAUUCUGACUCAGCUGGUGGACGAUCUGCCCCUGGACAUCUUGUCACACAUUGACAAGCAGCCUGGCACCCACGUGCUGUCCCGAAUGAUAGAGCCGCACCUUGUGUGGUCCACGUGUACGGAGAUUGACGAGGACAACUGUCUCUACCCCUCCCAAGCGCUUUACUUGGAGAUCGACGUUACCGAUCUCACAUUUUGGGACCAGAUCGCAAGGAGAAAUGCGGCGCAGGACGAGGAGAUAGGGGAAGAAGAGGAAGAGGAGAAAGAAGAGGAGCCAUCAGGUGAAGAACGGGACGAUCCAGACUACGUACCCGAAAGAGAAGCGGGGAUAAUUGACGGAUCGAGCCAGCCGCGGGAAAAGAACGAAGAGGAGGAAGAGGUAGAACCAGACGAGGAAGAAGAAGAGGAAAACGAGCAAGCGGAGUCGAAGUACGAAGGAUUCGAGGCCGGGGUGCGCGACGCGGCUCGAGAACGAGCGCAAGAGCAGAGGAAACCGAAGCGCCAGGAGACCGCGGAGGGAAAGCGACCCAACUCCUGUCGAUCCGUCGAUCGGGCACCCGUGGCGUGACCCGGAGCCGCCAGAAGAAGA